Molecule: messenger RNA, 543 nt
Organism: Penicillium psychrosexuale
Lineage: Eukaryota; Fungi; Ascomycota; Eurotiomycetes; Eurotiales; Aspergillaceae
Exons: 4
Coding region: 1-543 (180 amino acids)
Source: RefSeq, a predicted model, not a curated record
AUGUCUGAAAAAUCGAGGGUAGAUAGUUAUACUACCCUGGUUUUUACCGAGGGGUUCUUUAUAUAUAGAAGAGUGGUUAAGAAGGGUAGACUACGCCUACUUCUUAUAGAUAACCAUCACUCCUAUAUAACAAUCAAGUUCAUUAAAUUUUAUAACCAGUAUUUUAUUAUCCCCUUCUUCUUUUUACCCUAUAUAACCUAUUUCUAUCAACCGCUAGACAAGGUCGCUAUUCUUAAAGCAGAAUUAAAAAAGGCUGGCAUCUCCAGAUCAAAUGCGGAAGCUAAGAAAAAUAGACGAUCGAUUCUUGGCACACGGGGCUUAGUACUAGCACCAACCUACGCAAAUAAGAAGAUAGUAGAUAGGCGAACGGCCGAUUCUAAAAAGUUGGAGCGGUUCCAGGCGAAACAUGCCAAGAAGUUAGAAGCUGAACAGCAAGCCCAAAAGGCUAGGGAUUUAGUUGAGGCUGAGCAUGAAGCUUCAAUGUUGGCAAGGAAUCCUAAUCAUGGAAAUUGGUAUAUGGAUAGUCAAGGUGGUUACUUGUAA